AUGGGCAAGCUCCAGGUGUGCAUUUGCGCCGCACGCAACCUUCAUGAGCAGUCGGCGCCCUGCAUGCCCGACCCUUACUGUUGUGUGCGAUUGGGCGAUACGACGUACAAAACAAAAAUCGUGAAUAAUACAUGUAAUCCCGUAUGGAACCAAACUCUUCGGUUCUAUGUGGCGGACGAAAACACCGCGCAUCUCUGUGUUGAGCUUUGGACAACCGACGUCAUUACGGAUGGAGUGUUGGGGUCAAUCUGUCUGCCCCUUUCAGGCCUAACGAUGGGUAUCAUUCAGGACUCGUGGUAUCUCCUCUCACAUUCGCCCACGAACGCGGAGCUGCGCAUCCGUCUUUUAGCAUGCGACUUCGGCAAGCAGCCGCAUCCCAACCAGCGAUGGAAGAUAACAAAUGAUAUCAACAACUGUAGCGUGCUAGCCGCUGACGAGAAACUGUCAGCUGCAGCUCCUGCUCUCAUGGCUUAA
This is a messenger RNA of Trypanosoma brucei brucei TREU927, 474 nucleotides long. RefSeq lists its product as hypothetical. The transcript has a single exon. Gene Ontology annotation, molecular function: calcium ion binding. Lineage: Eukaryota; Euglenozoa; Kinetoplastea; Trypanosomatida; Trypanosomatidae. The coding region runs from base 1 to 474 and encodes 157 amino acids. The record is from RefSeq and is a predicted model, not a curated record.